This is a messenger RNA of Wasmannia auropunctata (little fire ant), 951 nucleotides long. Its product is annotated as zinc finger protein 512B-like. NCBI's taxonomy places the organism in Eukaryota, Metazoa, Arthropoda, Insecta, Hymenoptera, Formicidae. The record is from RefSeq and is a predicted model, not a curated record. The transcript is spliced from 4 exons. The coding region runs from base 25 to 951 and encodes 308 amino acids.
AGUUUGUCCGACGACGAGAGAGCAAUGUCGAAGAUCUUUCUGUUCCUGACGUUACUAUGCACCUACGCGGUCGCGUCGGUACCGAAAGAUGCGAAGCAGCAAAAACGGGGCAUUAUCGGAAAUGACGGAUGGAUCGGUCUAUCGAGCCCUUAUGGACAUGGACAACCGUGGUCGAUCGGCCACGCCCCUUGGAAAGGAGGACUCAAACUUCCCGAGGUCAAUCUCCACGCAGGGUUGAACCUGGCAGGUGCGAUUUAUGGUAGAGGUGGCAUCGCCCUAACACCCGGAAUUCUGAAAACACUACCGGUGGUCAUAACGAAGCACGUGGUGGUGGAGAAGCCGGUGCCAAUUCCGGAGCCCAUAAUCAUAGAGAAGCCGUAUCACGUGCCGAUACCAAUCGAGAAGAUCAUUCACAAACCGGUCCCGGUCCCGAUACCGGUACCUCAGGCGGUUCCGGUUCCUGUGGAGCGCCCGGUGCCGUACCCGGUGAAGCAGCCGAUCGCGGUGCCCGUGCAGCAGCCGUAUCCGGUCCCGGUGAAGCACCCGGUGCCCGUGCCCGUGCCGGUGCCGGUCCCAGUACCGUUGGCCCCGCUGCCGCCCUUGCCGGUUCCCCCGGCGGCGGCGAUCCCGCUGAUUCCGACGGCCGCGGGCGGCCUCGCUGGCGCCAUCUAUGCGCGCGACUACGCAUCCGAUCAUCUGUACGUCCACCCGCCGCCGUCGGCCGCCGUCGCCGCCGUGCACGGCGUGCACGGCGUGCACUUGGACCACGGCGGCAUCGGCGGCAUCGGCGGCAUCGCCCCCCUCGCCCACGGCUUCGGCCAUGGGCUUCUCGGUCACGUGCUGGCGCACGGUUACGGCCACGGUUACGAUCACCACGAUGCCCACAUCGCCCAUGUCGACCAUCUUGUCCAUGGGCACGAGCACAAAAAGAGGAAGACCGACAAGAACUGA